Ziziphus jujuba (common jujube) is the source of this 1578-nucleotide messenger RNA. Its product is annotated as MYG1 protein C694.04c. Gene Ontology annotation, cellular component: nucleus; cytoplasm. NCBI's taxonomy places the organism in Eukaryota, Viridiplantae, Streptophyta, Magnoliopsida, Rosales, Rhamnaceae. Bases 30 to 1127 code for a protein of 365 amino acids. The transcript has 7 exons. The record is from RefSeq and is a predicted model, not a curated record.
CUCGGCCUUUCUCUAAAACACUGGAAGCUAUGGCAAACGCGGGAUGUUUAUUCGGCAAAACGGCGUCGCUUUGGUGGCGACGGGUAAGGUCAAGAACCAAAGCUUCUCCGACCAGCACUGCACUGUGUUCGACAUUUUGUAAAUCAUCAUCAUCAUCGAUAUCGACGAAGAGAGUCGGGACUCGCAAUGGAAGCUUUCACUGCGACGAAGCUCUAGCCUGCUUCUUGCUUCGCCAAACCCACAAAUUCUCCGGCGCAUGUGUCGUUCGCACACGCGACCCCCAGGAUUUGGACACAUUGGACGCGGUGGUCGACGUUGGGGGUGUUUACGACCCGACCCGAGACCGUUUCGAUCAUCACCAGAAAGGGUUCCACCAACUUUUUGGUCAUGGCUUCACUACUAAACUCAGUAGUGCUGGCCUUGUCUAUAAGCAUUAUGGGGUGGAGAUAAUUGCAAAGGAGCUUCAGCUUGAUGAGGGUCACCCAGAUGUUUAUAGGUUGUUUCUAGCAGUCUAUAAGAAUUUUGUUGAGUCAGUUGAUGCUGUGGAUAAUGGAAUCAACCAAUAUGACACUGACCAACCUCCUAUAUAUGUGAACAAUACUAACUUAUCUUCAAGGAUUGGAAGAUUGAAUCUAGAUUGGAUGGAUCCUGAUCACUCCUCCGAGAGAGCAAAUGAGGCCUUUCAAGGUGCCAUGACACUAGCCGGCAAAGAAUUUUGUGAGACCCUUCAUUUCCAUGCAAAAUCAUGGUUAAUUGUAAUGGAGUGUCUUGCAGAAAGAGACAAAGUUGAUCCAAGCGGAGAAAUCAUGGUGCUGACCAGGUCUUGUCCUUGGAAGCUUCACAUAUUUGAGCUUGAGGAGGAAAUGAAGAUCGACCCUUCCAUCAAAUAUGUUAUUUACCAGGAUGGCAGGAGUGAAAACUGGAGAGUUCAGGCAGUGGCAGUGUCCCCUGAUAAAUUUGAGAGUCAGAAACCUCUACCAUUUCUGUGGAGGGGUUUGGAAAAGGACAAACUCUCCGAGGUUGCUGGGAUCCCAGGCUGUGUUUUUGUUCACAUGAGCGGAUUUAUUGGUGGAAAUCGAUCUUUUGAAGGUGCUCUGGCUAUGGCGAGAAUGUCAUUGAAGUCCUAAGGUAGAAUGUUCUGGAUAUGUUAAGACACUCGAUUCACAGCAUUGCAUGUUGUGAGCUUGACUAUCAUGUUCAUUUGCAUGAUUAGUAGGGAUGAAUAUUCUCUAACCAUAUUUGCUUCGCAUGGAAUUUUGAGACUGCAUGAUUGCAUCCAGUAAUUAGGUGAGGUAGUUACAAAAGCCAAUUUUGUAUUCUUUUCAAAACAGAUUGUAUUUUCAGCAUAUACAUAACCAUCUUCUUUUAGUAACAUCUUUGGCGCUACUCUGGCUGCGUCAUUGACUCUUAUGAUUCUAAAUUUUGUUUAAUUCUUAGACAUACAAAACCAUCUUCUUUUUGUAACAUCUUUGGGGCUGCUCAUGGCUGCUUCAUUGAUUCUAGAUUCAAAAUUUUGUUAUAUUCUUAGACACUUAGAAUUUUUGGAAUAUCAAGAACAUUUGAAGGCCGUAUAGUGUA